AUGGCUCCAUAUGAGGCUCUUUGUAGGAAAAAAUGCCAAUCUCUGCUAUGCUGGUAUGAAGCCGGGGAAAAGAGCCUGUUGGGGACUGAGAUGAUAGUCAAAACCACUGAACAAGUUAAGAAAAUCAGAGAUAGGAUGCUCACUACUCAGAGUCGUCAGAAGAGUUACGCAGAUCAAAGGCGGAAGCCCUUAGAGUUUGAGGAAGGAGACCAUGCUUUCCUUAAGGUUACUUCGACAACAAGAAUAGGUAGAUCGAUUAAGACAAAGAAACUAAAUCCUCGAUACAUCGGUCCGUUUCAGAUUCUUGAGAGGGUUGGACCGGUGGCGUAUCGAAUGGCUCUACCACCUUACCUUUCGAACCUGCAUGAUGUAUUUCAUGUGUCGCAGCUUCGGAAGUAUACUCCUGAUGCUAGUCAUGUGUUAGAACCAGAAUCGGUUCAAUUAAGGGAAGAUUUGACUCUGCCGGUGACUCCGGUCAAGAUUGAUGACACAAGUUUUAAGAAGUUGCGUGGAAAAGAGGUUUCAUUAGUGAAAGUGGCAUGGAGUCGAGCCAGUGUUGAGGAGUACACCUGGGAGCUUGAGUCAGAAAUGCGAGCAGACUACCCACACCUGUUCCCAGGUAACUAA
Messenger RNA from Arachis ipaensis, 627 nucleotides. RefSeq lists its product as uncharacterized. NCBI's taxonomy places the organism in Eukaryota, Viridiplantae, Streptophyta, Magnoliopsida, Fabales, Fabaceae. The record is from RefSeq and is a predicted model, not a curated record.